This is a messenger RNA of Lactuca sativa (garden lettuce), 1449 nucleotides long. RefSeq lists its product as uncharacterized. NCBI's taxonomy places the organism in Eukaryota, Viridiplantae, Streptophyta, Magnoliopsida, Asterales, Asteraceae. The record is from RefSeq and is a predicted model, not a curated record. Gene Ontology annotation, molecular function: protein binding.
GGGGGCCCAUUAUCAAUACGCAUUACAGGAAGAACUACCGAGGGAUUGCUAUGAUUAUGGAAGUACCGAAAAUCUUGAAGUUCUAUUUCUAGACUCUAACCGAUUCCCGAAAUUGUUUACAGCCAUCAAUCGGGAAUGGCAAAGACAAGGAGUACGACUAGAAACCAGAAUCAUGAUGAUUCAUCUAGCAGGAAGAAAAGGUUCAAUACUUGUGACAAUCAUGGUGUGUCACAUUGGUCAGAACUUAGCCAUGAUAUGCUUUUUUUAGUUACAAUGCAAUUGGGAAUCUUUGAUUUUGUUUCAUUCAGUGGAGUUUGUAAGUCAUGGAGGUCAUUUGCACUUUGUAACAUGAAAAGGUUUAUGGCAUUGAAACCACCCAUGUUGAUGUGGAUCUCUAAUGAUGCAAAUAUGAAAGAGUGCUACUUCUACCUAAAGGAUUUUAAAGGAGGAAAGCGCAAAACCCUACUUCCCCAUUCCACUGACACUAAAUGUAUCGGAUUAACUUGUGGUUACUUGGUGAUGUUAUCUUUGAAAACCAACGAUUACUGGCUUGUGAAUCCUAUCACGAAGCAUGAACUUCAUUUCCCUGUUGUCCCCUGUUCGCCAAAUCUUAAUCCAUUCAGAGCUAUCCUGAUCUUUUCACCUUCCCUAUCUGGGUGGUUGUUUGUUCUUAUUCAGAGAUUCUCCCGUCUAAUAUGGUUUUCAAUAGUUGGUACAGAUGCAUGGAAUCAUGUCUCCUGUGCUAUCCCCAUUAUUGAUUUACAUGUUUUCCAAGGUAAGAUGUAUACCCUAAACAAGUGGUGGGGUUUGUGUGAAAUGAGACUUGGUCCAGAGCCCAAAUUGACAUUACUUGAAAUCAAGAGUUUUCCAAAGAGACACUUCAUCUAUCCGUUGCUUGUAAGCUCGGAUGAAAACCUUUAUGUGGUGGAUGGUUAUAGUUUAAAAGUUCCGUUUGAGGAAAUGGAUUUUCGUGAAAUGAAAUGGGUGUCACUAAAAGAAAAGACAACAGAAAAAUAUGCUUUCUUUUGUAGCGAUAUGGCGUAUGGGACUGAUAUAAUACCAGAGUCAUGGGCUGACUCUCUGUCACAAUACAAAAGAUAUGAGAUCUUUCAUAACAUUACUGAGAAAUGUCAAAAAGGCAGGUUCUUUUCUUCAAGCAUGUGGUACUUCCCUCGUGAUUGUUUGAAUAUUAAUCUUUGUUCGUGAGCGAUAGACAUCUUGCAACUUAUUGUUUAAAUACUUUGCGUUCUUGCUCACCCUUUUGUUUCAUGUGGGCACACCUAUCAUUUAUAUCUCCAUUUGAUGUGUGUGAAACGGUUGAUUAAAAACUUGCAAAAUUUAAAUUUUAGAUUGCAACUCUUCUAAUUAAUAUAUAUAAAAAAAACAUAUUAGUAGUCCUAUUUUAGUUCCCUUCAAUGUAUUGUGAUUUGUGAGCUUAUUCAACUGAUG